AUGUAUUCCAAAGUUGAAGAGCCGCCCAAACUGGUACUCACCGGUACCCCAAGAGAGAUCGGUUUCCAUCAUGGCUCCCACCUUCGGCCGCAGAUUAGCAGCCAAAUCACCAUCUAUGAAGAGAUGUUCCAGGUGAACUGUGAUUUGUCCUGGGAUGCAGUCAGGCGGCAAGCAGACCAAUUCGCGGUCACGAUUCAACGCGCCACCCCCCACCUCUACCAAGAAAUGGAGGGCAUUGCAGAGGGUGCAGGGGUGGAUGUGCUCGACAUUGUGGCCCUGAACUGUCGGAGUGAAUUAACUUUUGGCAAGUUCACAGAUGGCUGCACCAGCCUUUCAUGGAAGAGGAACGAGCACUGUCGUAUUCUUGCCCAGAAUUGGGAUUUUACCACUACGAUACAGGAAAACAUCGCGCUCAUGAGGAUUGAACAGCCUGGUAAACCAACCAUUCACAUGGUCACUGAGGCUGGCAUCGUGGGUAAAAUCGGCUUCAACAGUGCCUGUGUUGGGACCUGUCUCAACGCUAUCCGAGCCCAUCCUUGCGUUCCAUCCAAGAUACCCAUUCACGUUGCUCUGCGGCUCUGUCUGGAAAGUACUUCGGUCGAUGAGGCAGUGCAGACGCUAGAGUCCCUCGGAGGUGUGGGAUCUAGCCAGCACAUCUUGAUUGCUGAUAGUAAAGGCUCGCUGGGAUUGGAGCUGUCUCCCCUGGGUGAUGUACAUCUUCAGCCGGACGAGUAUGGUAUGGUAGCACACACAAAUCACUUUUUAGAGAAUCGAUUUGUCUACGAGCCACCAUGGUUGACUGGCUCGCCGAUCCGAUUGGCGCGGGCCCGGGAACUGACCCGGGAGCUAAUUAGGGAUAAAGUGCUUGAAGAGGAUGCCAUUAUUGGGCAAGUGCUCAGGGAAAGAGUAUUCUCUGAUACUUACAACGCCCCCCAGUCAAUCUCCUGUCAGGAAGACGUGGCCAGGCCUCCAAUUUCACGGUCGUCGACACUCUUUAAUAUUGUCAUGCGUCUGGAACCGGAGACGCUUGGCGCAGAGGUGGUCAUUGGACGACCAGGUUCCGGAGAGGAGAGUGACCUACUGAAGCUGCCCUUCCAGUGA
Messenger RNA from Aspergillus luchuensis, 1101 nucleotides. Its product is annotated as putative acyl-CoA:6-aminopenicillanic-acid-acyltransferase. NCBI's taxonomy places the organism in Eukaryota, Fungi, Ascomycota, Eurotiomycetes, Eurotiales, Aspergillaceae. The record is from RefSeq and is a predicted model, not a curated record. The coding region runs from base 1 to 1101 and encodes 366 amino acids. The transcript is spliced from 3 exons.